This is a messenger RNA of Osmia lignaria (orchard mason bee), 1519 nucleotides long. The record is from RefSeq and is a predicted model, not a curated record. Lineage: Eukaryota; Metazoa; Arthropoda; Insecta; Hymenoptera; Megachilidae.
UAAAAGGAAAAUCACAAAAUAUGGAAUUUAGAAAGAACGAAGUUGUUUGAUACGCAAUGGUAGAAAGAAAUCAACCCUGGCGAAGAUAUUUCAAGCAGAGACGUUGCACAUACAUUGGAAAGGUCAUGACUUUAUCCAUGACUCUGGUCAGACGCCAGAUCUCGCUCUUGUCCAUAGAACACAUAAUUUCUGCUUUUCAUUUGAUAGAAAUUCGCUACGUUGACUAACAAAUAUUUUUCUUAUAACAAUUUUCGAGAGAAAUUCAUUAUUGAAUGAAAGUAAAAAUUUGCAUAAAUGGAGGGUGGAUGGGAUGAUGUAGGGCGGGUCUCCAAACCACAGCAACCUCCUCGUGGAACUAUGCCUUUCAGAUUCUGAAGUGUAUCACAUUGCAACUACAAUUUUACGGAACGAAAAUUAAUAAUAAUGAAUGCAUGAUACGAAUUUGAUGAACGAAGAAGAUGUUACGGAAACGCAACACACGAUUUGUAAAAUCGCCACAGACGAAUUAGUCGCGACUGCACGUGCCACUGUUACAAGAGUACUUACCGGAGCUUGUAACGCUAAAACAAUCGACGAUAAGUUGCAAGGUCUACAAAAGAGCUUUACCAAAGAAUUAGAGGAGAUCAAGGAGUUGCUCUACACUGUCUUAGAGAACAAGAAAGACUUACCCAGGCUGGCGAACGUGUACAAUAAUUAUCAGGAACACGAUGACUAUAACGAUGGUAAAAAUGAUAUUCAGUCUCCAAGGCAGCUGGAGAUUGAUAGCUUCAAUAAUACCAUCCAAGAUGUUUCAUCGACGAAUGGCUCUACGAGCUUCUUCUUUUAUUACUGGCAAAUAAAGAGUUUCGACGAGAAGUUAGCAAGGUGGAAAACCGCUCGUUCCGAACGUAGUUCAACGUUUUACGUGGGUCAAAAUGGAUACGCAAUGUACAUCAAAGUCACACCAAGGUAUUUUCCGGACGGUACAGUUUUCAUAGGUGUUGGUCUAACUCGUGGCCGUCACGAUUCCAUCCUUAAAUGGCCAUUUCCCCAUAAGAUUCGUUUGGAGGUUUUAGAUCAUUCAUUCGAACAACUGCGACAAGAUCGACGCUCCCGGAUCUGGGAUCCGUCUAUGCUUUGCUCGGAAUAUUUUUGGGGUCGUCCAAAAUUAACUGGAGAAUCGGAUAAUCCAGAAUGUGUUGGAUUAAGUAUCUCUCGGCAAGUUCUUUUUUCCAAGCCACCGUUCAAGAUCGAUCAAUCCUCGAGAAACACGAGAUAUCUUUGGAACGGUAGUAUCACGAUUAAACUAACAGUUUAUCUUUAAAUAAUUACUUAAUUUAUGCACCAAGUUUUAUCAUAUAUAUAUACUAAAGAAAAUUUCUUACAUUAAUUUUACAAUCAUUUGAUGAUAUAAUUCAUUCGGUUAGCACAAAUGACACGUUUUUUACUACUGUUCUAUUAUUAAUCUUUAUUUCAGUUCUGGUGAAUGUACAAGAAACUUGAUCAAAUAUAUAUUCAGCUAUGUCUUCUGUCGUUUAAA